Delphinapterus leucas (beluga whale) is the source of this 1902-nucleotide messenger RNA. RefSeq names its product mitochondrial ribosomal protein S35 (gene MRPS35). Gene Ontology annotation, cellular component: mitochondrial small ribosomal subunit. Gene Ontology annotation, molecular function: structural constituent of ribosome. Lineage: Eukaryota; Metazoa; Chordata; Mammalia; Artiodactyla; Monodontidae. The record is from RefSeq and is a predicted model, not a curated record. Gene Ontology annotation, biological process: mitochondrial translation.
CCCGCCCCUUGACCCGGUAGCGCGCUUGUCCUCUCCCGCUUGCCGUCUUCGCAGCCAUGGCGGCCGCUCGGCUCUCUGCCUCCCUGGUUCUGCAGCCGCGGGCCAGAACCCUUCGAGCCUUUUCCACCUCUGUGUCUCCGGCCACUCGCUCUCCGAGACCAAGCCCGUCUACAACAGAAAGAACAUCCAGAUAUGGAAGGCCACUAAGAAGAAAGGCACUACCUCCUAGGACAGAGAAAAUGGCUGUUGACCAGGACUGGCCUAGUGUUUACCCUGUUGCAGCGCCAUUUAAACCCUCAGCAGUACCUCUCCCUGUUCGAAUGGGUUAUCCAGUAAAAAGAGGGGUGCCCAUGGCUAAGGAGGGAAAUCUGGAACUUUUAAAGAUUCCCAAUUUUCUGCAUUUGACUCCUGUAGCAAUUAAAAGGCACUGUGAAGCUCUUAAAGAUUUUUGCACCGAGUGGCCAGCUGCAUUAGACAGUGAUGAGAAGUGCAGGAAGCAUUUUCCAAUUGAAAUUGACACAGCUGGUUAUGUAUCAGCGGGACCAUCUGUUCGAAACCCCAAAGCACGAGUAGUGACAUUAAGGGUUAAACUUUCCAGUUUGAAUUUAGAUGAUCACGCAAAGAAGAAACUUAUUAAACUUGUAGGAGAUCGAUACUGCAAGAGCACAGAUGUGCUUACCAUCAAGACAGAUAGGUGCCCCUUAAAGAGACAGAAUUAUGAUUAUGCAAUGUAUCUACUAACAGUUUUAUACCAUGAGUCUUGGAAAACUGAAGAAUGGGAGAAAACGAAGACUGAAGCAGACAUGGAAGAGUAUGUAUGGAAAGAUAGCUCCUCAGAGAAAAACAUCCUGGAAACCCUUCUCCAAAUUAAAGCUGCUGAGAAAAAUCUGGAAUUAAGUAAAGAAGAGCUCCUUGGUACUGAAGAAGUUGAAGAGUACAGAAAGUCUGUUGUUAGUCUUAAGAAUGAGGGGGACAAUGAAAAUACCCUUUCUCAGUACAAAGAAUCAGUGAAGAGACUAUUAAAUUUGACAUGAAUUAUAUAGAAAAAUUGCCUUGAUUUAUUAAUUUUAUGAUAUAUAUGUAAUCAUUAUCUAAUUUGAUAUACAGUUGAAGAUGUUAAAAAACCAUUGUUUUAUUACAUCAGAGUUAAAAUUAUUCCUUUCAUCCUAAUGUACAAAGGCAGUGAUUAUUCAGAAGUUUUCUUACUUUAUGCACUGGGGCAAUCAGGCUAAUUCGAUCUCUGUGAUUUCUUCUGGUUCUAAAGUGUUUGGAUUUUAUUUCUACCAUAACAACUUUAGUAUUCAUAUAUAUACAAUGUUGUUGUUUUGUCACCUGCUCCAUUUCUUUCCCUACAGAUUAGUACUUUUUGGUUGCUUUUGAAUAAUGAUUUUGGUUAUUUGGGAAGCUAGGCCCAGAACCCAGUCCUCUGACUGAAGUUCAGUGUUUUGUCUACAUAACUGCUAUCUGCCUAGUGAGUUUUUGCACAUGCUGAUUCUGAUUAGAAGCAGGUCCUUAGCAGUAUUUUCUAACUAAAAGUUUGUUCCAUUCCUCUAUUUGGGGGUCACUUUAUGUUGAUUCAAUUCUGUUUAGCAUCCUGCUUUCCAUUUUCUUUGGCUCAUUUCUCCAAGCCUAAGUUUGCAGAAAAGUGGAAAUGGAGAUUAGCUGGUAUUCAUCUCUAUGGAUGCCCCAGCUAGAACUUCCACAGCUCAGGAAAGAGAUGAGGUAUAAAGACCUUGAAUUUAAUUGGAGUAAAUGACAAAAUAACUGCACUAGGAAACAUUUCAUUCAAUUUAGCUGUCAAUUCAGUGCUUUUAAGUAUAUCUGUAAGUCAUUUCUUACCACUUAAAGUUGUUGACAAGUGAUUAAUUUAAAAUUGAAAUAAAGGAAUUAUGGAGGCUGUUA